Messenger RNA from Micropterus salmoides (largemouth bass), 2607 nucleotides. It is a transcript of the gene uxs1, whose product is annotated as UDP-glucuronate decarboxylase 1. Gene Ontology annotation, biological process: D-xylose metabolic process. Gene Ontology annotation, molecular function: UDP-glucuronate decarboxylase activity; NAD+ binding. The transcript is spliced from 15 exons. The coding region runs from base 737 to 1996 and encodes 419 amino acids. Gene Ontology annotation, cellular component: cytoplasm. The record is from RefSeq and is a predicted model, not a curated record. NCBI's taxonomy places the organism in Eukaryota, Metazoa, Chordata, Actinopteri, Centrarchiformes, Centrarchidae.
ACGGUCUCUGCGGGAAAAGUCAGCCUGCUAAAUCGAGCAAUGCCUAAUCGCUCAUCCGCUAUUCCUCGGCCCAACUGAGUGGAGCAAACUACAAUAUGUGUGCAUUUGUGCGCCGUUAAAAAUAACUGUUGUUUUAUUUACCCGUUACUUACCUGGAUAUAAAAGUGCGGCCGGAUUCGGGUCUGUUGUUUUUUAGCGGCAGCUAUCCACGGAAGAAAAAUACGCUGUUAGUUUAGUAGCCUGCUAGCUAGCCGUAGCUAAUUUUUAAUGUGGUGCUAACGGCUAACGAUUUGGCUUCAGUGUUAGAUGUUGCGUUUGUAAAUGUUUCUUUAAGAUAUCCGUUUACGUAUGAAAUGGCCAUGUGUUGCAGCUAAUAUAAUUGUUUGCUUAGUCGCAGGACGAAUGGCGCUGAUAAAGGAUGUUAUAUUUAGUUGUGAAUGUUGACACUCCACAGUGUAGCUUGCCACCUGAUACUGUUACCUGAGUGUAACUUACUCCGCUAGCCACGUAAACUGCUCCUGCUACGUCAACACCAAGCAGGAGCAGCUAGCUUGCCUGUGCUGUCAGGCUAGUUACAUUUCAUGUAAACUGGGGUUACCAAGUCGUUGACAGCCUGCCUAAUAAACCAAGACACCCUCAAGACCAAUGACAUGAACAAUCGGGACUCAAAAUGCUAUAGCUGGACUUGAACGUGUUGCCCGUUCCUUUCCUGGUCCUGUCCUGGUCCCUUGAGCGGAUGAUGAAGCGGGUCAUCUGGCUGAUAUCAGGAUUAAACCGAAGAAUGAUGAAGCUACUAUUUGCUCUCGCUUUGAUCGCCUACAUUGCCUCUGUCUGGGGAACAUAUACGAACAUGAGAUCAUUACAAGAACACGGAGAAAUGAAGAUAGAACAGAGAAUUGAUGAAGCUGUGGCUCCUCUUAGAGAGAAGAUUCGUAAUCUGGAACAAAGUUUUUCUCAGAAAUACCCACCUGUGAAAUUCCUCUCAGAAAAGGAUCGGAAGAGAAUUUUGAUUACUGGUGGGGCUGGUUUUGUGGGUUCCCACCUGACUGACAAGCUGAUGAUGGAUGGCCAUGAGGUGACUGUGGUGGACAACUUUUUCACAGGAAGAAAAAGGAAUGUGGAGCACUGGAUUGGCCACGAAAACUUUGAGCUCAUUAAUCAUGAUGUGGUGGAGCCUCUCUAUAUUGAGGUCGACCAGAUCUAUCACCUGGCGUCUCCAGCCUCUCCUCCCAACUACAUGUACAAUCCCAUCAAAACACUCAAGACUAACACCAUCGGCACUCUUAACAUGCUUGGUCUGGCCAAACGUGUGGGUGCCAGACUUCUCCUUGCUUCUACUUCCGAGGUUUAUGGAGAUCCAGAGGUACACCCACAAAAUGAGGAGUACUGGGGGCAUGUGAAUCCAAUUGGUCCUCGAGCGUGCUACGAUGAGGGGAAACGUGUAGCAGAGACCAUGUGUUAUGCCUACAUGAAACAGGAAGGAGUAGAGGUGAGGGUGGCAAGAAUCUUCAAUACCUUUGGCUCCCGAAUGCACAUGAACGAUGGACGUGUCGUCAGCAACUUCAUCCUGCAAGCACUACAGGGAGAACCUCUUACUGUAUAUGGUACUGGAUCCCAAACAAGAGCCUUUCAGUAUGUAAGCGAUCUGGUGAACGGCCUGGUGUUGUUGAUGAACAGUAACAUCAGCAGUCCAGUCAAUCUGGGGAACCCAGAGGAACACACUAUAUUGGAGUUUGCUCGUCUUAUCAAAAGUCUUGUCGUGAGCCGAAGUCAGAUCCAGUUCCUUCCAGAGGCCCAGGACGACCCACAGAGGAGAAGACCUGACAUCAGAAAAGCCAAGAUGAUGCUCGGCUGGGAGCCGGUGGUGCCCCUGGAGGAAGGCUUGAACAAAACUAUCCAGUACUUCAGUAGGGAACUUGAGCACCAGGCCAACAAUCAGUACAUCCCUAAACCUAAAGCCGCCCGCAUGAAGAAAGGAAGACCCAGACACAACUGAUCCCGGACGGGUUUCCCACCACAGACUCUCCCAAAACACAGAAAGGUGUACAGACUCCUCAGAGGACCCUUGAAGAGCAACUCUCUGAAAAACACUGUUGAGUAGAGUACUCUGUGACGAUGUGUCUUUUUUGAGAAGCAGAGACAACUUUCUCUUUAAAGUCUCUUAAAAAAGAGUUGGAGCUGCAGCUGGUAAGGGCUUCCUUACAAUUGGAUGGCAAGCCUAAUUAAAAAACAGAUAUUUGGGCAUCUGAAACCCAGCCUACCUUUUUUUGUGAAUUUGUGCUUUUGCUAUUUAAAUCGCAGACAUGAGAAGCUUGCAAGCAGCGCAUACUGUGCAUCAGUGCUUCGUGUUUAUUUUAUCAUGGUGUUUUUUCUCCGGAGAUGAGCUGUUUUGUUUUUCCACUGGAUGUUAUGUCCUCUUAUCAGUGGCGUGCCAGCACCCUGUUGGCUGUUCAUGCAGCACACCGCAGGGCUGGGCACAUCUUCUUGAAAGACUGUUACAGCAUCAUCACAUGUUGCAUCGUUGCAUUCUACUUUGUGAAAUCUCAUAUCAGGAUGUGCAUUAUCAAUUUCAGAUAAAGAUGCUAUUUUAAUAAAAUAUUUCCAAUA